CUAAUUCAUCGUUCGUAAUUAAUCACAUUGCAUUCUUUUAAAGAUCAAAUCAUGUUCUCAUGAUCCAAGUUUAAAAAAAAGUAGGUUGAUCAAGUUCAUAACGAGUUUUAACACUCAUUAGAAAGUGAGAGAUUGUUCCAAAAAAUGUCUCGACAGCCAUUAGCGAAGACAAUACCCGGAUGGUUCUGGUAAAAGGCAAGAACCAUGUUCGAUAUAAGUUUUAAUUUGAUAUUGAUCUCCUGGCUGGUGAAGAAGGGGGAAAUGUUAAAGUGGAAGGAAUUUGUUCAAUUGGAAAUUUUUUUUUAUAGAGACAUGGAUUUUCGCGAAGAUGUCACCCUGUUGAGGAGGGUAAAUGUAUGGACUUUUGCAGUGUAUUAUGGUGAAUUUAUCUACAAAAAGGGUGGUGGUUUGGAUAUUUGUAAUGUUUAAUUGGUUUAUAUGAGUGUUGUCAGAUUAUGAUUCUGCACUUUCAUCAAUUGGCACAGUUUCAUCACGCAUCUUCCAUAACAAAUGUAGCAACCGUUUGAUCAGCCCUAAUUGAUUCUGUAUAUUGAUUAGGAUCACUUCCUAAAUAAAUAAUAAUAAAUAGUCAUUAUGUUCAAUGAAUAAAUAAUAAAUAGAUAAAUAAA
Molecule: messenger RNA, 629 nt
Organism: Hansenula anomala
Lineage: Eukaryota; Fungi; Ascomycota; Saccharomycetes; Phaffomycetales; Wickerhamomycetaceae
Exons: 1
Coding region: 205-429 (74 amino acids)
Source: RefSeq, a predicted model, not a curated record